AGAACACGAUCCGCCGGCGGAUUUGGUGCCUAGAACAGUAUCUGCCAGGCGCAGGAUCCGCCGGUACACCGGCCGACCAAUCAUCUGCGCAAGCGCUUAUUGAUCAAUCUUGUAAGUUGUAGUGUUCAUCGUAUUCGGAGUCAGCAAGAUUUGGAAGAUUAUAAUACUUGUUUCUUUUCUUAGCUGUUUACUUUUCACGAUGUUCUUUGCAGUACUUAUGUGAGAGGCCGGUGUCCAACUGACUCGAGAUGGAUGAUAUCUCCCUGAUGGACACAUCUUCGGAUGAUGAGCUUGACUUCAGUACCCCUCUCUGGAAGCGCAUCAACAGACGUCAAGUUUCGUCAUCGGGAAGUCCCAGAGAUGGAAAGGACUUGUUAUUUGCCAAGCCAUUCUUUGAAGAGGCGCAUGAUAAGUUGAAGAAAGGGCUGACGACUUCAGGGUCUUCGGAUGGGACAGCCUUUGGGGAACGUGGAAGUCCGCUCUCGGAAGUGACUAGCAACAUCUCCUGGGGUCCUCUAAGUCCAACAUUCCCUGGGAAGCCGACAUUGGAUAAAGGUAAUCCAUUUGCAAGGUCUGCAGAUUGUAAAACAGGUGGUCCCAGUACCAGUAAAGCAGAAAGCUUCAGAACACCUUAUCAAGAAGAAAGUACUAAAUAUCCUGUUUCUGAAAAGGGGAAACUUGGCAAGACUAAACUGACAUCAACGGACACUGCUUCGGAACGGUUACAAGCUCUUAGUCAUCAGGUCAGUAAAGAACCACAAUCAGACAUCUCCGGCAAGUUUGCGAAAGAUGGGCCAGACACUUCUGAAAAGCAGCACCUGCCCCUGGAGAUGGGCAGCACUCUGUCUCCCAGUCCUUCCAAAGGAGGAUGGAAAAAGAUACAUGUCAGUCCUAGGGAAACGUCAAAGAAGUUGUUGAACUUGCCCAUUUCUCCUUUGAGACACGUAGGGAAAGUUAGCCCAAAGUGUGCCUCUCCAGGAACAAGUGUUCAUAUACACUGGGAUAAGAACAAAAAGAUGCAGUCUACCUCACUAGAGCCCAAAGGCAGUAGCAGAUACAGUCCUAACAAACUUCGGAUGCAUUUUAGUCCAAGUUUCACUCUCAGGUCACCUUCAAGCUUCAGUAUUAGAAGUCCAAUUUCGAUCCCUGACACACCAAACCUGGAAAGUCAGGACAGAAAGCAAGAUAGUGAUGAUGGAAACAUAAGGAGUUCCUCUCCGAAAUCUCAACAUGGCCAUUCUGGAAACCGUGAUAGGCAUAAUGUUCUUUUGAAUGAUCUUUUGUCUGAAGAUGAUGACUUUAAAUUAGAUCAGGACUUGCCUUCUACUUCAUCAGCUCGUAGCCUGUUUUCAUCCCGCUCACCACGUUCAAGUCAUGAUGUCAUGAGUCCAAAGAAGACCUUGCACACUCCAACAAAGAAGGUGAAGGAAAUUUGGAUGCAAAAGCUGAAGGGCUCAGAAAGCAGUGAGAGAAAGGAAGCAAGACAAAGGGAUCCGGUGUGGGACUUUGCUGACAAGUUUUCCUCUCAAGAAAAGUACUCUGAUGAUUCCUCAAGGACGUUUGAUCACAGAAGACAAGGAGUGGGAGUGAAUUCAAGACAGGACAAUUAUUUCAACAAAGUGACUAGUCCUGAAAAUAAGGUGAAUAGAAAGUAUCAGCGAUGUAUCAGUUCGACAACAAGUGAAGAUGAUGACCUUCCUCUUAUUUCAUAUGUUACAAGUAAGAACAGACAAUCUGCUUGUGAUAAAUCACCUGCCGACUCUGCGAAACACAUGCAUGAUCCAUUGGUUACCUCUCCGUCAAGAACUUGGACAAGCCCUCCAAACAGGAGUUCAUGGGCCUCUCCAACCCAUUCUAAGAAGCCUCCGGUCAUUAUUUCUCCUUGGAGGCCACAGUCUGGUGUCAGCAGUGGGGUGUCACACAGAAAGAACACUUGGAAUAAUGAUGCGCAGACUGCUAAAGGUAUCUCUAGCAGCAGUUCUAUAGGUAGGGCUAAUGAUGUUAAGAAGGAUGGAAUGGCACAGCAUAGAUCAGCAAUGGGUAAUGAUGACAGAGGGAAAAGAAAUGCCAAGGGUAAAUUUGCUUCAGCAAUGACGAAGAAGAAGAAGCUGAUGGCAUCAUUGUUUGCUGAUUUUUCAAGCGAUGAAGACGAGGAUAACCAUUUGUCCGCAGAUAAGAAGCGGAAGAAUGAGGAUGGUGCCUUUGGACUUGAGAGUGUGGAAGAAAGGACCAAACGGAGGAAAGUCAAUUCAAAUAGUGCUUCUGAAGACUUUGAUGGUUCAAGCAAUUCCAGGGAUCAACAAAGAGUUGGACAUCGCACAAAUUCAAGCAGAAUUACAGACGGUAAUCAUUUAUCAAAUUCUAGUAAAAGUAGUUCAACAACUAUAUCACCGUCAUAUCCCAACCAAAAAAGCGUGUCAAGAACUUCUUCAAAGAAAAAUCCUAUUCCUUCCACCAAAACAUCAGGUCAAACAUCUAGUGAUGAGGUAGCUCAGUCAAGGUACUCAAAAGGCAGAGGUGAGAAAACGGAAAAAGGACAAAAUGGUCCUACUAGGAAAGAAGGCCGCCAGAUAACCUCAAGUAGAUUCCAUACUUCUGAUCCUUUGGAUCUACCUUCGUCAAGCGGCAUUUCAGAAGGCGCGGUGAACACUGUGAAGGAUGACUCCGACGAUGAAGUAGUGGUUCUUGAUUCUUAUGGGUAUGCCUCCUCACUGGUAGGAACCUAUAGCAAGACAAGAAAGAGCCACAAGAAGAAUGCAGCACAUAACAAGAAGAAGGAUGCCAGAGGUUCUAAAAGCUCUUCCAGGAGCAGCGCUACAGGUAGUCUUGCAGAUGAAAGGAAUACAGUCUCACCUUCCCUUUUGCGUCAACUCAAUCAGAUGGAUUCGGAUGAAGCCAUGGCGAGAAGACUGCAGGAGGAGUAUGAUGCAGAAAUGGCUCGGUCUGUCCAGCAGCACGGAUCGUCUAACAAAUCAAGGGAAGAUACACAUCAUCGAGCAGAAUCGACAGCUACCCAUUCAGCCAGUGACAGAAGGGAACCGGUAAACGAACCAGAUGCUGGAACCUUCGCAAAUUUCAAUCCUCGUCAUAACAUCUCCAUCGAAGUCUCCUCCGAUGUACCAGUCCAGAUCGGCAGCUUCAACUGGAACUACGAUUUCCAGCCUGCAUCAUCACUCCUAGACCUAGGCAGACCGGAUCGCCCACCGCCGUCUCAUUCACCUCCUCCCCUGCCCAGGAGAGGGCGUCCUGACCAUCGCCAACGACGUGGCAGUCGGUCGCGCAACUCCGACGCUCGUGUGGACGAGGGAAUCCCUAACUUAGCAAACGUGAGAGGGCGCUUUUACGAAGACCAUGGACUUGGCAUGGAAAUGUUAUUAGAUCUCCAUCACGACAUGGGUUCACGCUGGAUGCCAUAUCCAUAUAUUGAUGAUAUUAACCUUCCACCGAGGCCUGGUCGACAGCGAGUACGGGGUGGAGGUCGAGCACGAGGUCGAAGGAGAGUUGCGGUUGGCGAUCACAACAAUGGCAAUGACUAUGAUGCCCUCCUCCAGCUCGCGGAAAAUCUUGGACCGGCCGUUGACAAGCGGCUCAACCAGGCCUCGAUAGACAGGCUUCCAACCUUCAAGUUUGCCAAGGACCAGCACUCGGGCUCUCAGGAGGAGAACUCUUGUCCCAUCUGUAUGGAUGAUUACGAGGAAGGGGCGGAGCUCCGGAGGCUGCCCUGUUUCCAUGGCUACCAUAAGAAUUGCAUCGACAUGUGGUUGAAGAAAAAUCAAGACCCAGUGUGUCCAAUAUGCAGAGUGGAUGUGAAGAUCGAGUAGCGGUGGACAGCAUCUGACAGCCUCAUCAUAGAGCUAGCAUCAGAGUACGAAUAAAUCCAUGUGGUGAUUUACCUACCUGUUACCUAUCCUCCAGAUGCCUAGGGUCUCCACGGAACAUCUCCACCUUUGCCUAUCAGAGGCCACAGCUCUGGCUUCUGUCCACGACCUCCAUCCUGCCAGGGUCCUUUCUAUAUGUCCACUGUUCGUCGCCAAGUUGUUUUGGGCCUGCCCCUAUUCCUUUUCCCUUCUGGUGCCCAGGUCAAUGCUGUGUAGCAGAUGCUUGAAGGUCCCCCCCCCCCCUUAAUGUCUGCCCGAUGAAUUCUUGGGAGACCCUACAUGUGGUGAUUACUAGUAUGUAUGAGCUUUAAUACAGGAUGAUCAUAGUUUCACUUUGUGAUACUCCUUUAUAUAUCUUAUUUGAAACGGCACCAAAAUGGAUUAGGGAGAACUUGACAGGUUCAUAUAACCCUUUAAUCCUAUCAUCUAAAGGGGGAAAAAUUGAUAUCAUCUAGGCUUUAAGUCAUUUUGCCCCCCCCCCCAACAAACUGCUCGGUUCAGGAAUUGAAGCUAGAGACCUAUAUAAAGUGCAUAUCAUUUGAGGUAUUGGAUAGUGGGGGCUGUGCUUUGGUUUAGAUUCUUCUAAAAGCACCAAAUUUGGCUUAGAUGCCGACCAUGACAUAUUAUUACGAUAUUGAAGGAUGCCCUCUGGGUUUGCCAUUUUGGCCUAAUCCAAAAUGGCUGCCAGGUGAAGUGGUGGAAACCCAUUAUAUUUUUAAUUCAAAAUCUGUAGAAAAGUAGAAUAAUAUAAUGUUGUGUGCAUAGGGGGUUUAUAGCUUUGCUAUGCUCCUAAGAAUUUAAGAAUGGGUUAUUUCAUGGAGUCAGAGCAAUGAAAUCCGCAAUGUUUAUGCUGACAUUAUUCAUAAUGUCAUGAUGAAUGUUCAUUUAGAUGUCGUUUUGCUUUUGAUGAGCGAGGUAAUGUUACUUUGCUCCAAUAAUAAUUAAUUUUAAGGUUUCAUACAUGUUCCAUAGAGGCUCCCCCUCCUAUUUUUCUAAAACCCUGUACAAAAAUGUAAAAAUUACCACUUGUGAUUUUUUGCCUGGUCAGCCCCCCCCCCCCCUACUUUCAAAACCAUUCCGCAAGUCAUAUUUCUGACAUAGUAGCAAUGCUUUUCCUUUGAAUUAAAUGAGCAUUGAAUUGAAGAUGAUGAUCCACAGCAUUUAUAUUGCCCCAUAUUUCUGUUUAAAACUGUGUUUUGAUAUUCAAAGUAAUAACGGAACCGGGGGUGUUUCACAAAGAUGUAAGUGUGACUUAAAUUCUCAGUUGCAUUGCUAGAUAAAAUACAGUGCUGCAAUAAGAUUGCUCGCUAAAUGUCAUGUGCGUAUUGACACUUUUUAAUGUCAAUGCGCAUACUGGGUCCCGUCUUACAAAGAGUUGUGAUUGAUCCGAUCAACCACAACUAUGGACAGCCUGCAACAUCAACAUUUAAAAUGUAUGUUCAAAAUGUUUUCCAGAUAUGAAGUAUAAUUGAUAAAUUAAUCGUUUUCUUUACAAUGUGGUGUGUUCGCCUUUGUUUACAAAGGACAGUUUGCAAAUUUCCUAUAGAAAAAAAUUCUGACACUGAUGGAUUUCCAUAGAGUUACAAUUGAUUGGAUCAAACGUAAUUCUUUGUAAGAUGGGGCCCUGAAGUCACACUUAAGUCUUUGUGACUCUCCAGUCGCUCUUGCAAGUUCUAGGGUUCACUCAAAGUGACGUGGACCACAUUGAAUGUUGCAAGGCCAUUUCCUGACUUUGCAACAUGAAAUACCCUUUAUAUAAAUGUCCUCUGUAUGUAAUCACUGAAAUACAAAUAGUUGUUCCGUGUGGAAUCUUAACAAUGCAAUAUAUUAAUCAGGUUUUUGUCUCACCUGCAUAGCAGAGUGAGACUAUAGGCGCCUCUUUUCCGGCGGCGGCGUCAAGGUAAGGUUAAUCAAGCAUCACUGAACAUUCUGCAUGAGUUUCACGUCACAUGACCAAGGUCAAAGGUCAUUUAGGGUCAAUGAACUUUGGCCAAAUUGGGGGUAUCUGUUGAAUUACCAUCAUAACUUUGAAAGUUUAUGGAUCUGAUUCAUGAAACUUGGACAUAAUAGUAAUCAAGUAUCACUAAACAUCCUGUGCAAGUUUCAGGUCACAUGAUUAAGGUCAAAGGUCAUUGAAAUUUGGCUAAAUUGGGGAUAUUUGUUGAAUUACCAUCAUAACUUUGAAAGUAUAUUGGUCUAGUUCAUAAAACCUGGACAUAAGAGUAAUCAAGUAUCACUAAACAUCCUGUGCGCAGUUCAGGUCACAUGACCAAGGUCAAAGGUCAUGUUAAGGACAAUGAACUUUGGCCAUGUUGGGGGUAUUUGUUGAAUUACCAUCAUAUCUCUGUAAAGUGUAUUGGUCUAGUUUAUAAAACGUGGACAUAAGAGUAACCAAGUAUCACUGGACAUCUUGUGCGAGUUAUAGUAGUUUUCAAGUCAGCACUGCUGCUAUAUUGAAUCGCGUGAUGCAGGUGAGACCGCCAGAGGCAUUCCACUUGUUUGGCUUUAACAGGCCAGAUUCUAUGGCCCGUAUUCUGAAUUCGGGUUUGAUUUAAACUCUGGUUUAAAGUUGUGGAUAGCCAAUUGUGACAUAAAUCUCUAACAGUAGAGGUUCAUAGUAUAAGCUCAUUUGACUGUCAAAUCAUUCUUAACUGUUUGGGAAGGAUGAAUAAGAUAAUUGUCUUCACCAUUAAGAAUUAGAAAAGAGCACAGUAAAUAUAAGGAACAUGCCAUGUGAACAAAUAUAGACAUGUUUGGCUUUCCAUAAUAUAGCACAGAGUUAGACCAUGGUCUAAGUACAGAAUACGGGCCUAUAUGAGUCUUAUGACUGAUAUCACUCGUAUAAGAACAUGCACGCCUACGACAAACCAGUUCCAUUAAUUUUCUCUAGCGACACUUGUUCCGAUGGAAAAUCUGCACAUUAAGCCAAACAUGAAAGCUAACCUCCACAACUAAAUAAACCCUAAUUCUUAUAUUUACAUUGUUCUGAACCAAAAACUAAACUCAAACCCUAUGCGCUCAGAGAUAUUGAGACCAGGGAAACUGUUAUGUCACUGGCAAAUGAUAUACUAGAAAUGAGUUACAAUUGAUAGUAAGAUUGAUUGUAUCUUUGUGUGCUUCAUGGCCUUGUUCUUGGAAGACCUCAUGACCCCUAUGAACUAGACCUGUAACUUACAUAUCAGCCUCCAUUUUAUAUAAGAAACUCUGCACUAUUACCGUAAGCAUUUCUUUCCUUGAAUCCAAUGUCACCAAAUUGCAUAAAAAAUUUACACCACCACAUGG
Messenger RNA from Lytechinus pictus (painted urchin), 7160 nucleotides. RefSeq lists its product as uncharacterized. Gene Ontology annotation, molecular function: ubiquitin protein ligase activity. The record is from RefSeq and is a predicted model, not a curated record. The transcript is spliced from 7 exons. Lineage: Eukaryota; Metazoa; Echinodermata; Echinoidea; Temnopleuroida; Toxopneustidae. The coding region runs from base 249 to 3821 and encodes 1190 amino acids. Gene Ontology annotation, biological process: protein ubiquitination.